Molecule: messenger RNA, 3809 nt
Organism: Corythoichthys intestinalis (scribbled pipefish)
Lineage: Eukaryota; Metazoa; Chordata; Actinopteri; Syngnathiformes; Syngnathidae
Exons: 2
Coding region: 1288-2643 (451 amino acids)
Source: RefSeq, a predicted model, not a curated record
UAAGGCUCCGAUGUAGUGCUUGACCUCAGAACAACCCCAGAAGAGACAUGGUGACCAAUCGGGAUGUGUUGUCAGUAUUUCAUAUGCAAGGAACACAACAAAUGUAGGUGAGCAUUGCUACCGAGGCAGAUUUACACAGCGGUAAAAAAAAAAAAACACACAAAAAAAAACGUGUAUUGAAACCAAAACAGUGGAUAAAUCGUUCAAUUUACCAGAGUAGAAAUGACGGGAACACACUUAUUCCAGCAGAAAUAUGAUCAAAAGAAUUGCUUUUCCGACGAACCGCCGCGACCCAAGCCAUCCGUCGUGCCUUCGUGGUCUCUGAUUGAAGGGGAAUAUUGGAAUGUGUUGCUUUCAACCUAUCAAGCUGACUCCGCAAAAUAGUGAACAUAACAUGUUUUCUCGUCAAACCGUGUGAAGGGAAUGUUAUUCAACCUUAUCAAGCUGCAAGGUACAGCCUGACCGCAAAAUCAAAAAGGGAGUAAGGAUUCUCGAAGGCCGUAGGCCGUGCGAAACGUCUAAGGGAGAUCCAAACAUUCUCAGAAGCCGUGUGAAACUCGAACGGGAGGGGAAGUUACGAGGCGCAGUACUUGCUAUAAAGAAGCGAUGGCGACAAGUACAAUUAGAGUCCGCUGUGGGAUUACGCGCGGUCGCCCAGCCUUGGUAUUUCUUCGCUCACUAUUACUGAGGACGCCCGGCUCUCCGUCCUUCCAGCACACGCCUGACAAUUGAUAAUGUGAUGUGGAGGCGGUUUAUUGGGACAUCUACUGGGAGAUCGCUACGGCUCUGCAUGGUGGAGGACGCUCGGGGAGUCCGGUGUCCAAGGAAGGUCGUCCCUGCUCCUCUGGACCCCCCCCCCCGCCCCCUGCACCCCAGGAGUCAACAAUACAGGAAGGGUUCGCAGGGCUCCCAUGGUGGCUGCAGGAUGCCUCAUCACGGUCACGUCUGAAACACCUGUCGGUCGGUCUGUGGCAUCUCGACAACAAAACGUGUCACAUGACCGAGGUCACGUCUGACCUAUGGAUCUCGAACAGCACGGAAGUUCGAGGGAUCGGAUGAAUUGCUCCUGUUCCUUUGGAUCCCCCUUCUGGUCCCUUUGCCCCCUUGUUUGCCCCCUUUGUCCCCAGAUUGAAGAAAACGCACACGGAGAUUCACUGGAUCGUCUUGUUUCCCCCUUUCCCCACAUGUGCCGCACGGAAACAGCGUGCAUGGUACGACACCCUUCUGGGUGGAACCGGAACCGUGUUAAGCAUCUCUAACACGAUUGAUGGAGAAGUCACCAGAACUAUGUUGUCUAACACCGGAAGUGACAUUGCGCACGGUCUCUCGACCGUAGGGCUUUGGAUGCCCACAUCUAUCGCGCCUCAUGAAGAAGCGGCGUCUUUAUUCUUAGCACAAUUGUCAUGGGAUAAAGGGAUGUGGGAUGCAACACAAGAAGUAUUAACACCUAUAAUUAAUACAUGUACACCUUUGACACAAUCAGUGAUAACUACGAAAAUGCACUGGAAAGUGGUAUUCCCUGUUUUUCCAUCGUGUGCUCGGAGGAAGAGAGAGUGGUAUGACACGUUGUUAGGAGGAACGGGAACGUUAUUGGGGGUAUCCAAUACCAUUGAUAAUGAGGUAACGCGAUAUAAAUUAGCUGGAACCGGACAGGGAACUCAUGAUGCCCUACUAAAAGUAGGAAUGUGGCUUCCUAAUUCAAUAGUGGGACAAAAAGAAAAUGCUAAAUUAUGGCAGGACGUAUUUAAAUGGGAACUGAAUAUAUGGAACGCCACUAGCAGUGUUUUAACCAACGUGACUAAACAGCUAAACUGGACCACAUGUAGCAUACAAUACCUACAUGCACAGGCGCAGAAGGAGCGUUUUGUACGAAUGAUGACUACAGGGAAUUACCGGGAGUGGCGAAGUGUUUGGAAUAUAUCCUCUGAGUUAUGGUUACAGUUACAUUCGGAAUAUACGAUUUGUAAUACGACCGAAUGUAGGGGAUAUUGGACACAAUACACAGUAACCUCAAACGUUACCGUAUGUAAAUUCCAGGUAUUACCCGUAAUAACUGAACUAGGCUAUUGGUUUUUGCAUAUAGAAGGUGAAUGGUUUAAUUCGGGAACGAACCAAACCUUUAAUACCGAUCUUUGCGAGAACACAGAUAAAGGACUAGCUUGUAAAUUGCAUCACGAAUUUGUUAAUCCUUGCUUAACAAAAGUAGACUUCGCCUUAUGCGAUUGGUCAAGGGAACCGAGUAGGGACAUUUUGUGGCAGGUGGGACCACAUACCCUUUGUGUGGCCACUGCCCAAAAUCACUCCAUGUUGCCAACGGUUCCAUUUGUAGGAUGCCUACGUAAUGUUCGUUUCUUUCAGUGGGGAAACGGGACGUAUUGGUUGACAAAUUACACAGUUGCUAGCCGGUUUACGGCUGUGCAAUGGGAAGUGUUACAUACACCAUGGCAAAUCUCUUUGGAGCGUUUCAAAUGCGCAUUGGAACAAUCCACUGAGAUAAAGAAAUUGAUUAACUCACAUGCGUCCAAUGUUUCCCAGCUGAUGGUAUCAACGUUAAUGGCUAAAGGAGAAAUUUUGCAUGCUGCUAAAAUUACAAUCUGCUCAUCAUUGGUGGGACAUAUUUACAGGAUUAUCACAAACUGCUAGAGUAACGCUGCUUCCACCAAUGAUUUUAGUCUUAAUCGCUAUUGCUUUAACUACGCUAUGUAAUAUUGGAAUUUGUUGCUAUGUCAAACGUCUAGAGGACCAGGUUGCCCGGAAAAUAUUUCAUCAGUUAGAAUUAUGAGGGUACUGGUAGAAACAAUAGACUUAGACGGGGUAGAUGCAUGCGUAGUAACUAUAACUACUGAAGAAGGGGGGCAUAUCUUGGACUACCAAGAUAUGAGGGGUGGAUUCUUUUAUCGCCGUAUAGAGCGACACCCUGACCGUGUAAAUAUGCUUAUAGCCGCGGUGUAUGAAAUAGUAACCGAUGCUAAUUUGUGGGGGGAUCCCUGGUUUCAAUGGAUUCAGCAAAAUUGGAGACAUUAUACAGUAGGAUUAAUAAAUUAGAGUUGAUUUGGUUUAAAACACCAGGAGUGGAAUGUAAGACAAGGCCCCAAAGCCUUAUAUAAAGGAAUGUUGUUUUUAACCUCAUCAACUAACAUCAAGCAACCUAUCAAGCUGACUCCGCAAAAUAGUGAACAUAACAUGUUUUCUCGUCAAACCGUGCAAAAGGAAUGUGUUAAGUUUGCACAAGGCCUAAUUAAUUAAUCAGGACUCGGCUUGAUGUGGUUGAAAGCACCAGGAGUGGAAUGAAGGGGAAUAUUGGAAUGUGUUGCUUUCAACCUAUCAAGCUGACUCCGCAAAAUAGUGAACAUAACAUGUUUUCUCGUCAAACCGUGUGAAGGGAAUGUGUUAUUCAACCUUAUCAAGCUGCAAGGUACAGCCUGACCGCAAAAUCAAAAAGGGAGUAAGGAUUCUCGAAGGCCGUAGGCCGUGCGAAACGUCUAAGGGAGAUCCAAACAUUCUCAGAAGCCGUGUGAAACUCGAACGGGAGGGGAAGUUACGAGGCGCAGUACUUGCUAUAAAGAAGCGAUGGCGACAAGUACAAUUAGAGUCCGCUGUGGGAUUACGCGCGGUCGCCCAGCCUUGGUAUUUCUUCGCUCACUAUUACUGAGGACGCCCGGCUCUCCGUCCUUCCAGCACACGGUAAUGAGAUUUAUGUUAUUGCAUGUAAUCUAUGAGCUGAAAUACAUUUGUUGCUUGCUUGCUUGUACACUUUAUACUGUGGGUUAAAUAAAAUGUGCCGCUUGUUUAACGCAGUGAAGUGUUAU